Phalaenopsis equestris is the source of this 2073-nucleotide messenger RNA. RefSeq lists its product as uncharacterized. The record is from RefSeq and is a predicted model, not a curated record. The transcript has 5 exons. Bases 1 to 2073 code for a protein of 690 amino acids. NCBI's taxonomy places the organism in Eukaryota, Viridiplantae, Streptophyta, Magnoliopsida, Asparagales, Orchidaceae.
AUGGCUACUCUUCAUAGUACUAGACCAUCUGUGGCUAGGGUUCUAGUCGAAAAGGAUAUUACUACUUACUUUCAUGAUUCAGUCUGGAUUGGGAGUGAAGUUGAUGGAUAUUGGCAACCUGUAGAAAUGGAGUUUGUGCCUAGUUACUGUACUCAUUGCAAGAUGUUCGGUCAUUUGUUCACUCAUUGCUUUAAUACUCAUCCUGAAUUACGUGGUAAUAAAGAAUUAAAGAAAUCAAGAAUGGAGAAUAUGAGUCAUAUGGACGUCUCUCAAAAUCAAGAAAUUCUGGUUGUCAAUACAGAAAAUUUAGAGCCUAAUCAACCUACUACAAUCAUUAAUGUGGGUAUGAAUCUUGAUCCUGAAACUAACAAUGAUAACAUUGCUAUUCCAAUGAUUCACAAGAUUAUCUCUAACACGGAUAAUCUUGAGGGGAAUCAUGAUGAUGAAAGACAUGUAACAAAUGAUGUAGGAGUUUCCAUGAAUGUUGAGAAAUCUAUUGUGGAAAUAGAAACAAUUUUUUUGAAUGAACAUGUUUUUGUACCGAUGGGUCCUAUGAUGGAUGAUAGUCUAGUUCUUACUAGAUCAGAAUUGGAUGAAAGCUGGAUGGUUCAACGCUCUUCUAGAAAGCGUAAACUCAAAGGAAAUAGAGAACUUAGUUAUAUUAAUCCAGAAGCUCUUAUCAUUUAUUUAAAUAAUAAAGAUGAUCCUAAUAAUGGAGCCUUGCCAAUGAGGCUAACCAGAGAUUUUGUGAAGGUGGAGGUUCUCACUAAUGACUAUCAAAUGCUACAUUUGAAGGUUAAUAUUCAUGAGGAUUCUUUUCGUCUUUCUAUUGUUUAUGCGGGUUGCUCCAGGCAAUCUAGAUUGGAGCUUCGGUCUUUAAUUAAAUCUAUUGAUGCUAAGAAUGAUUCUUGGCUUAUGGGAGGUGUUCAUCCUAACCUUAGUCGUAUUGCUGAUUUUAAUGACGCUCUUAUGGAGGCUGGACUUUUCGAUUUGGGUUUUCAAGGGAAACCUUUUACUUGGCAUCGUGGACAGAUUUUUGAAAGACUAGAUCGUUUUGUGGCUAAUACUAAUUGGAUAAGUGAAUUCUUACAUCAUAAAGUAAUACAUUUGGCUAUACUGGCUUUGGAUCAUGCUCCUAUUCUUCUUCAGAUCACUGAUGGUCUUAAUGAUAAUUGGAAAGCGGAUGGUAAAGGAAAAGCUGGGAUUCAAUUAUGGAAGCUACAAAAGAAUCUAGCGAAAAAACUUAAAGAUUGGAAUUGGAAGGUGUUUGGGAACCUUCAGUCAGUGAUUAAUGAUCUUGAAAAUAAGGUGAAAGGUGAUCGUAAUACUGCCUAUUAUCAUGCUUGCAUUCGUAAUCGUAGGAAACAAAAUUUUAUUUCUAAAGUUUGCAAGAAUGAUGGGAGAAUUAUCUCUACGCACAGCGAGAUCAUAUCUGAUGUUAUUCAAUAUUUUUCGAAUUUGUUUGCUAAUGAUGGCUGCAGGCUUACAGAGAUUAAUUCCAAUCUUUUUUCUGCUUCUCCUCCUAUUAAUAACCAUUCUCUGACUUGUAUUCCCUGCCUAAAAGAAAUUAAAAACAUUUUAUUUGGCAUGGAAGAGGGCAGGGCGGCGGGAUCUGAUGGGUUUAAUAUUGAAUUUUACAAAAAUGGAUGGGAUAUUAUCCAGCCACAAUUUACUACUACUAUUCAAGAUUUCUUUAGAGGUGUUGAUUUACCUCGGUAUUUUAAAUCCUCAAAAAUUGUUUUGCUUCCUAAAAUUAAUAAUCCUUCUUCUUGGGAAGCUUUCCGUCCUAUUAGCCUAAAUAUUGUUAUCACUAAAUUGAUUUCAAAAAUUUUGGUUAAAAGGCUUCAGCCUAUGCUUACUGAUAUUAUAUGUCUUAAUCAGAAGACAUUCAUUAAUGGUAGAAAUAUUUGUGACAAUGCCCUUCUAGUUCAAGAACUUCUUUUGGAUAUUAAUAGAAAGAGCAGAGGGGGUAAUGUGAUAUUCAAAAUGGAUAUCCGUAAAGCUUUCGAUUCGAUUCGUUGGGAAUUUAUUCUUGAUAUACUUCAGGCAAUUGGUUUCAAUCAGGAAUUUUGA